Messenger RNA from Polyodon spathula (Mississippi paddlefish), 2270 nucleotides. RefSeq names its product ubiquitin-protein ligase E3B-like. The transcript is spliced from 15 exons. Lineage: Eukaryota; Metazoa; Chordata; Actinopteri; Acipenseriformes; Polyodontidae. Gene Ontology annotation, biological process: protein polyubiquitination; ubiquitin-dependent protein catabolic process. Gene Ontology annotation, molecular function: ubiquitin protein ligase activity; protein binding. The coding region runs from base 570 to 2198 and encodes 542 amino acids. The record is from RefSeq and is a predicted model, not a curated record.
UUUAUUUUUUUAUUUUCCUGCUCUGGUGAUAAAACGUCAUAAUUCCUUGACAACACAUAUUCACGAAUUGUUUCACGAGUAUAUUAAUAAGGGAGUCGCGUUUUAUCAAUCACAACAUACACAAUAGCGAUAGUGUGGGUUCAUAAUUUUCGGUGUUCAUAAAUUGCUAUUCGUUUUGUUUGUGUGUGUGUUUUACUUUUAUGUUGUAUUGUAUCGUUUAACAGACAGGUAGAAGGAACACUGUUUCAUAUAUUAACCUAACUGGUAUUUGUAAUAAUGGCUACUGUCAACUAACUUUUCUGUUAAGUGUAGAAAUACAUAUUUUGUUCUCGGUUCGUGGGAAUACUGUACUAUUAGGAAUGACAGCAUCCAUCUCAGGUGACAGCGAUCAUAAGCAAACAAUCUAGAUGACACCGCUGAUCAGCUAGCUGCUGGAUUUAAACCCGCUGCUGCGGCGUUUUCUGCAUUUCGCUGAUUGGUCUGAGCCGGGGAGAGAAAGGCAAAGCAUGAUGUGGUUUCUGUAAUGAACUGUGAAUCUGCAGUCAAGAGCAAAGCUUUAGGAGUGAAAGAUGUUUGGUGUGGCUCAGUCCUCCAAGUCCCAGUUCCUGGACAAGGCCAGGCAGGCUCGCGAGGAGAGGAAGGGGCAGCGGGAGCGGGAGAGAGCUGCCACACAGAUACAGGCUCUCAUCCGACGCUUCCUCUGCCACUGCCGCCUGCAGAAGCAAAUCAGGAGGGAGGUUGAUGAAUUCUUUGAAGGCUGUGAUGCUGGAUCUUCUAAAAGAAACGCACUUUCAAUUUUUAAAAUUGCAAGAAAAUUAUUAUUUAUAUUCAUAAUGAAAGAAGAUAAGUUGAGGUUUGAAAAAUUGUGCCGCUGCAUCCUUGGGAGCAUGGAGGUGGAGAAUGAACCCAAGGUGUGGUAUGUGUCCCUAGCACUUUCGAAAGACCUCACUCUCCUGUGGAUAAAACAGGUAAAGGACAUCCUCUGGAUAUCCUGCGAGUUCCUGAAAAAGCUAAAGCCGGACAUCCUGCAAGACAACAAGAUGGUGACCCUGUACCUCAGCAUGCUGGUGACCUUUACAGACACGAGCACGUGGAAGAUUCUCCGGGUAAAGGGAGAGGCCCUUCGGCCAGCCCUGAACCGGAUUUGUGAGAACAUUAUGGGCCAACUCAAUCAAAAGGGAUUUUAUACUAUACUGCAGAUUUUGUUAACAAAUGGACUGGCGAGAUCCAGGCCCUGUCUUUCAAAAGCCUCUUUAACAGCCAUCUUUACUUUGGCACUACGGCCUGUUAUUGCUGCUCACUUCUCUGAUAACCUGUUGAGAUCCUUGCUGAUCCACAUCAUGUCUGUCCCAGCCAUCGUCUCACACCUCCACACUCUUACACCGGAGUGCAUAGCCACUAUCCAGGCUCACGACCUCCUGCGGAAGUUCAUCCUGUUUCUGAGCAGGGAGGAGCAGUGCAGUGAUAUCUGUGUGUGCCUGGAAGGGAGCCACACACUGUGCCUUCUGGGGAACCUCAUCCACCUGGGCUACCUGACUGAGAAGGUGCUGGAGGAGGAAGCCAACCACUUUGUGAGGGACCUGACCGACAUGCUGUCCUACUGCCAGAGAUACGUCUCGCAGAAGAAGUCCAACCUCACUCACUGGCACCCUGUUCUGGGCUGGUUCUCCCAGACUGUCGACUACGGUUUGAAUGAGUCGAUGCCUUUGGUCACCAAGCAGCUGCAGUACCUGUGGGGGGUCACUGUGAUCCGAACGCUCUUCAGCGAUGUGCUGAGCAAGAAGCUGGAGAGCCAGGAGCCUGCUCAGUCAGGCGCUCAGUCAUCGACACAGCAGACCAACCUACCCGUGAAGAAUCUCUUCAAGCGCGCGUUCCAGAAGUCAGCCUCGGUGCGUAACAUCCUGAAGCCAGUGGGGGGGAGGCGUGUGGACUCGGUGGAGGUGCGCAAGGUGUGCAGUAUCUGUGUGCUGUACCAGACUGCCCUCACCACGCUCACACAGAUCAGACUGCAGAUCCUUACAGGGCUGACUUACCUGGACGACCUGCUCCCCAAGCUCUGGGCCUUUAUCUGUGAGCUGGGACCCCAGGGAGGGCUCAAGCUGUUCAUGGAGUGCCUGAACAAUGACACCAAGGAGUCCAAGAGGCUCCUGGCCAUGCUCAUGCUGUUCUGUGACUGCUCCAGGCACCUCAUCACGUGAGCCUCCAGCCCAUACUAGCCCUGUACUAACUCUACACUAACCCUAUACUAGCCCUGUACUAAUUCUACACUA